Didymodactylos carnosus is the source of this 756-nucleotide messenger RNA. Lineage: Eukaryota; Metazoa; Rotifera; Eurotatoria; Philodinida; Philodinidae. The record is from the annotation of a GenBank genome assembly.
AUGUUGGGCUGUCCAACUAUUUUUCAAGGUGUUACGCAUGGUUUCAUACCGACUGGUACAAGAGUUUUAUUAUUGAGAGCAACAGUAUUAAAAUCAGCCAUUAGCAGUGAUACUUACAAUUACGGUAGUUUGGAUAAUAUUGGACUUGCAUUAGAUUAUUUUGAUAGUCCAUUCAAUCGCAAUAUUGUGAUCAAUGGUGAUUUUGAACAAGGUCCAACUCCAUCGCCUUAUGGAACAAUUGCAGCAUAUGUACCUAAUUGGCUAGUUGUACGUGGUGUAACGACAGCACUAGACUAUUCUCCACCAGGUCAGAGAAGUAAUCUGGGCUUAACUAGCACAUCACCGGGACCAAGCGAUCGUGGUCAACGUUAUGUUUAUGGUGGAAAUGGAACUGCACUAUUACGUCAGGUGAUUUGUUUCCCUUCCUUUUCACCAUAUAUCGUUAAUCAAACAUUGUUAUUUAAUUUCUCUGGUUGGCUUGGCGGAUAUGGCACUGAAGGGGAUGGUUCAGGACUCACGAUAGUGUUUAUUGACGAAAAAACUGGUUAUGGUAUUUUCCCCUUACACGGUGGUGUCGAAUAUAUGCCGGGUCCCAUGCCAAAAGAUCGAAAUAAUCAAACGUUAUUGAUGUUCUACAGUGUCGCGGGAACUGUACCGUUGGGCGCACAUUGUAUCGUGCUGACAGCGUCGGCAAGUCAACCUACUGGUCAAUAUAACGAUGGUUAUGCAGACAAUAUUAGCUUUGUGCUUUCAUAA